This is a messenger RNA of Penicillium odoratum, 1659 nucleotides long. RefSeq lists its product as uncharacterized. Lineage: Eukaryota; Fungi; Ascomycota; Eurotiomycetes; Eurotiales; Aspergillaceae. The transcript has a single exon. The record is from RefSeq and is a predicted model, not a curated record. The coding region runs from base 1 to 1659 and encodes 552 amino acids.
AUGACGACUCACUCCACCUACGAGACACUUACACACGACACUUAUCGCACCGUCGCAUCAGCAGUCAUGUCCUCUUCGAAUGGAGAAACAAAACUCGAUAUCCAGAUGCGCGAGAUGAGGGCGCAGUUGGAUGAACUACGAAAACAACGGCAAAUUAUUCAGAUGCAUGCUGAAAUGGCGGAGGAACAUCUGCUUUUGCAGCAAGCAAGGGAGAGAGAAAAAGCGGCUCAAAGAGCACUGAAAGAUCAUGAUCAGCGACUGGGACCAACAACUUCAGCGAGUACGUCCGCGAGCAGCAUGGUGACUGGAUAUCUAGAAACUGUCAUGAGUCCGACAGCUGAGAAAUCAAUGCCCAUCAAUAACCACAACGAGAACACAAUUUCGGUCAACGAGUCAUCUACACAACGCUCUGAAAUAUGGAAACAGAAAAUACAGUCCUUGGUAGCUUCUGCUGCCUCAAACAAAGCCAAUGGGGAUGCGUCUGCAACAGACAGAACGCUUCAGGCAACAACACCAUCUGCAAAGCGCCCGGCAGAGGAGUCUGAGCUGCCAUCGGCUAAGCUUUUAAAGAAAGAAACAUCAAUAGAGCCACAAAUCUCCUUAACGACUACCUUCCCAGAUGCUGAGAAGAGGCUGGAGCAAAAUUUUGAAGCAUUACCCAGGAAACAACCUGAGGAGCAGACAAGGCCGAUUUCUCCACCCCAAUGGCCGAGAGCGCGUUCGCCACCAAGAUAUCCCAUACCACGCUCGUCUUCCGGACCAGAUGGAGAGUGUUCCUCAUACAGGCCAGGAAGCAAAUCAUCCCCAUUCAGGGGCUACAUGGCUCGUUCCCCACCAUCCAUUCUCCCUUCACCACACAUGCCGCGCUUUCAGUCGCCAUCCAUAUCGGCUAGAGACCAUUCACCACCAAGAUAUGAGCACCCGCCUCCAAGAAUACCCAGUGAAGGCUCGCUUCCUGGAUACAUACCACCGGCGCAUAUCCCGCCAGCUCGUGGAAUCCCGAAAGAGCUUGUUCCAACACACCAUAAAAGUAUCGCACCGACACAGGAAUCUCCAGCCCCUAACAAAUCGUUUGCACCGAGGCCAGCAGUUCCAGUCUACGAAGCGUCGAGCUGGUCAGAAUUUCGAAACUUCAUUAGUACCCUGGACAUCCACUUCAAACGGUCCGACAACUAUUUCUGCAACGACGAGAGGAAGAUUCAAACCGGAAAGUCCGUGAUAAGCGAAUCGCUAAAAGAUCAAUGGAAUGCGUAUAUCCAACAGCUGCCCAGGGCUACUUGGAUGAUCUUCUGCAACUUCCUCGUGGGCGUACUACCAGCCGAAGGGUGUGCGGUGAAAAAUCGUCGUGCAUACUCUGCUUUGCAACAAAAACCCAACCAAAGCGUGGGGGAUUUUUCGCUUGUCAUGAUGCGGUAUAAGAAGUGCUGGAACAGACGGGACCACAACCCAUUGAGACAUCUGUGGGAUCGUGUUCUUGAACCCAUCAGGAAGAGGUCGGACAAAUCAUGGCAAGACUUUGACGAUUUUCACGAAAUCGUUGAGCAUCUGGUGAAUGUUGAGAGGGCUUGGGAUUCUCGCCCUCCGCAAUCACCGAGGGCAUCGAGAGGGGAACGACCCAAUCUCCCACAACGUGGUCGCCGAAGGCGUGGUCGGAGUUGA